AUAUGUAAACUACUUUUGCUUAAUUUCUAGUUAGUAUUUAGUUCUAAGAUAUAACUCUAGUCGAACACACCAAGUAGAUGGUGUAGUGUGUUCGGGGCAUUAUGUACAUAGUAUAACAGUUAAGAUGACACUUGUGAAGAGAAACGAUUAGAAACAAAGAAACGAAGUAAAUACAAAAAGUUAAGCGGCAAAUCAUUGUGCUGAGGAAAAUUAAUAAAUUACAAAUUAUAAGCUUUAAAUGUCGUUUCUCUUUAUAGAGAAACCCAAUUGAGUUUAUACAUUUGUUGCUGUGUUAGGCGGAUCGAGUUAAACAAAUAUUACAAAACGACAUUUUUGCUAACAUUUGAAGAAUGGAGAAGCUUAAAUUCGAAUUUUUGGUAAAAUCUGCUGAGGACGGAAAAACGAAUAUAAUGGCGAUAACCACAAUCACCACAAGUGAUGAUAGAGUUUUUAAAAUACCAGCAGAAAUGCAGCCAGCAAGUUUACAUGAACAAUUAAUAAAUACACCAACUUAUACAAAAAUAAAAAAACACAUUAAAAAGGAGACACCAAACAAGAAAAGUAUGGAUAAAUGUAACGGAAGAUUUAGCCGGAAUUUAUAUGGAUGAUGAUGGAAAUAUGCAGUUCAAAGAUUACUUUCUUGAAGAGAUACCGCCAACAAAUCCCACUGCAGGUAUUUCAGAGGAGUCACUGUCGAAAGUUUUAGAGAAGCUGAGUGCAACAAAAAAAAAUUGUGAAUACCCUAAUUUGAAGAAAAUUGCUGAAAAAUUUGAGCUAGAAAAAUUCUCUGCCAAAAACUCAAAUGCUAACCAAUGGAUGACCAUAUUUGAAAGUGAGUGCGACCGCUUUGACAUAUGUAAAGAUGAGGAGAAAAUCGAAGUCUUGAGACUUUUCUUAGAAAAAUCAUGCUUGGAUUGGUACAGCUCUAUGCUUAUUAAAUUAUCGUUAGCUUCUGAAUGGGGAAAGUGGAAAGAAAACUUUUGUGGCACCUAUGCAAAUAAAGGAUGGGCUGCGAGCAGAUAUGCAAUCUCAUUCAGAUAUAAAACAGGUUCACUUUUGGAUUAUGCUUUGAAGAAAGAAAGACUUUUAUUAGAAAUAAGAAAAUCAAUUGACACAGGGACAUUAAUUGAUCUUAUUGCAGAAGAGUUACCAAAUUAUAUAGCCGACAGAAUAGAUAGAGAAAAAGUAGUUAAUACAGAAGAACUUUACAGUGAGAUUAGAAAACUUGAACAUUUAGUAUCCAGAAAAACUAUAGAUAGAAAGAACGUAUCAGCUUCUUAUUCGAAAGAAAAAGAAACAUUUGAAAAGAAAAAACCAUGCAAAAUCUGCGAAAAAGAAAACAGAGGUACUCGUUAUCAUACAGAAGCUACAUGCUGGUUUAUAAAUCAAAAAAGUGAAAAAGAGAUAAAACAUGUUAAUAAUAAUGAAUUGGAAUGGGAAUUAAAUGAUAUGGAUCCAAAAAACUUGUAGUGCCACCAUUGAUCAAAGUUAAAUUAUUAAUAAAUGGAAUUAUUGAAGUAUAUGGAAUUUACGAUUCUGGUUCGAAUGUAUCUUUAAUAAAUUCGCGUUUAUUACGCUUUAAACCAAAAAAUAAAGAUUUUUAUACUGCAAAUUUGAAAACGAUCAAUGGUACAAAAAAGGCUGAGGGAAUGAUAACUAUUAAAACUAAAAUUUUUGACAUUGAAAAAGAAAUACAGGUUUUUGUA
Rhagoletis pomonella (apple maggot) is the source of this 1706-nucleotide messenger RNA. RefSeq lists its product as uncharacterized. The transcript has 2 exons. The record is from RefSeq and is a predicted model, not a curated record. Bases 601 to 1470 code for a protein of 289 amino acids. NCBI's taxonomy places the organism in Eukaryota, Metazoa, Arthropoda, Insecta, Diptera, Tephritidae.